AUGUUUACGAAUCUGCUGCUGAUAGCUAUUGUUUUGACGGGACUCUCUUUGCAACAAGCCGUGAAGCAACAAGAAGCUGGACUUGCUUUCGAAAAAACCCCUAUAGAUGCCCCGGCCCCAUUCGCCAGCUAUGACAUCGACAUGUGCAACUACCCCUUCGAGGCGGUCCAUGCUGAUAUGCUAGCUGGCGUGAACGGCUCGGUGACAUAUCGGUUGUCGACGGAGAAAUGUGGCAACAAGCUCAUGAACGCUCAUUGCCUCCAGCCGCUUCUCGGUCAUAGUUUGGAGGCUUGGAAAGGAGAGCUGGACACCGGAGAACCGAUCGUCAUCGCCGGAUGCAACUACACGACCACGUACGCAAAUCUGACGGGCCCAAUCUCGAUCCGUAUCACUCGGCUACAGUCCAAUGCCAGCAGCUACCACCAGCUGAUGUCGACAUUACCAGUCAACAGCUACAACCUUAUGCCCGAUGGGCAGACUUAUGUCUUGUAUCAGACUUCGAAAGAUAAUUCUGGAUAUAACGGUAUUUUCUUUGAUGCCCCGGUGGGCGACUGCGAAACGUUGAUGAUCUGGAAAAGCUUGUAUCGAGGGGAUGAGACCAAAAUCUAUGGCGGCAAUUCCACCCUCUGCUCAUCUACCGUACCUCGCGACGGCUUCCCGGAUUUCGUAGCCAAUCGCUAUAUGAUUUUUGAUACGCACGGCACGAAGAUGUGUAGAGUGGCCUGGCGCGCCAGAUAUCUGACCCAAAACAGCGACUACACCUUCAAGGUCAGGAAGGGGCAUUCUGGGGUCCUGAACUCGCCACCUUAUGCGGGACCUGCUUCGAUUUCUGGAGGAUUUGUGACUGGCUAUAAGUUACAAAAGGAUGACGUCAGCAAGCAGGACAGCAAAAUUCAUCUUCAACUACUUUCCCCAGUACUCGGGGCUUCCAGACUCUUGAUUUUUGGUGCAAACGGAACGCAGGAAACGGAAUUCAACGCCUCGAACGGAGCGAAUGGUUUUAAAAUACUCCCUAAUUCCGUCAAACUCCACUGGACAAUUAUCACUAUUUUUCGUGCUUGUCACGAUACUGAUCUCUAUGUU
Mesorhabditis spiculigera is the source of this 1083-nucleotide messenger RNA. Lineage: Eukaryota; Metazoa; Nematoda; Chromadorea; Rhabditida; Rhabditidae. The record is from the annotation of a GenBank genome assembly.